AUGGUGACUGAGUUCAACGAUCAUAGUCGAAAUAAUAACUUGUCAAUAAAUAAUAGUUCCAUUCCAAACCAAGCUGUUAGUCCUCAAUCAAAGAGAAAUACUAAAAAUUUAUCUCUAAAUUUAGCACCAAGAUCCUCAACUUUCCCUAAUAAUGGCUUGAAUGGCUCAACAAAUGUCUUGCCUCCAGUCCCACAAUCAGCUACACUACCCACAACAAGAUUAUUUAGACAUCCUUCAUUAUCAAAUUCUAAAAAUGAUUCAAAUUUAUCAUUAAAUUCAAAUCCUUCAACUUUGAAAAGAAGAACAACUUUAUCAUUAUCAAUACCCACAGAUCCAGAAUUAAUGAAUUUACAAAAUAAAAAUAAUAGUUCAACAAAUAAAUUAUCAUCAAAUUCUAUUCCUUCAAUAACUUCUUCAUCACCAAUAACUUCUUCUUCACCACUUAUACCUUCAACUCCUGCAGAUUAUACAAGUUUCCCUUCAUUUAAAAGAACUAAUUCUUCAAUAACAAAUAAUACAACAUCUUCAAAUUCAUCAUCAAAUAAAACAAUACAUAUGGAUAAUCAAGAUUUUAAUAAUCAAGAUUAUAAUAAUAAUAAUAAUGAAAUUCCCACUAUGAGAACUCAAACUUUGAUACAUAAUUUAUCAAGUAUAGAUCUUAGUGAUGAAAGUGAUGUAAAUAAAAUGAAUUGUUAUCCAAAUGGUCCACAAUGUGUCUUGGAACCAAAUUUAUAUCUUUAUUCUGAACCUACAGCUAAACAAUUAAUGGAAUUUGAUUUAGUUAUUAAUGUUGCAAAAGAAAUUUCACCACCAAUUCAAACAAAUCAUAAUCAAUUAUCAAAUAAUCAAAUAUCAAUUAUUGAUUUUAAUCAAGGAAAUUCAAAAUAUUAUUAUGUUCCAUGGACUCAUACUUCCAAGAUUUGUCAUGAUUUACCUAUAUUAACUUCUAAAAUAAUAUCAUCAUUAGAAAAAAAUGAAAAAAUUUUAAUUCAUUGUCAAUGUGGUGUAAGUCGUUCUGCAUCAUUAAUAGUUGCUUUAUUAAUGAAAUUGAAAAAUUUAAAUUUGAAUGAUUCUUAUAAUUUAUUAAAAUCUAGGGCUUCAGAAAUAUCACCAAAUAUGUCAUUAAUUUUCCAAUUAAUGGAAUGGAGUGAAAUUAUUGGUGUUAAUAAUAAUAAAUCUUCAACAACAAAUUCUAAUAUAAAUUCAAGACCUACAAGUGCUACAAGUGAAACAAGUUCAAAAUUUGAAACAUUAAAUGAAAAUUCUUUGGAAAAUAAUCAAAGGUCUGAAUUUAACAAGAAUAAUGAUGAUCUUGUAACGUUUCCAUGA
Molecule: messenger RNA, 1329 nt
Organism: Hansenula ciferrii
Lineage: Eukaryota; Fungi; Ascomycota; Saccharomycetes; Phaffomycetales; Wickerhamomycetaceae
Product: dual specificity protein phosphatase family protein
Exons: 1
Coding region: 1-1329 (442 amino acids)
Biological process (GO): negative regulation of MAPK cascade; protein dephosphorylation
Cellular component (GO): cytoplasm; nucleus; cytosol
Molecular function (GO): protein tyrosine/threonine phosphatase activity; MAP kinase tyrosine/serine/threonine phosphatase activity
Source: RefSeq, a predicted model, not a curated record